Messenger RNA from Peniophora sp. CBMAI 1063, 831 nucleotides. Lineage: Eukaryota; Fungi; Basidiomycota; Agaricomycetes; Russulales; Peniophoraceae. The record is from the annotation of a GenBank genome assembly.
CGCCACCCCAUCGAUUCUGGACGAAGCGUUGGUUGGCUCGCCGCCUGCAUCGGCAGCACUCGAAACCGAGUGACGUGCUCGGACGCAGAGCGCGCGGCACAGACACCCCGGAACGGCUUCCACGAGAGCAGCUUCGGCGACGUUUCGGUCGUGGUGUCCGGUAUCGCGACUCCAACGCACAUUGAAGGGGUUUCUAAGCCCGGCUCGCUCGCAGCGAGCUUGUCACGGAGACUCGGUGUUCCUUGCGCGAUCUCCAAGCAGCGCAUCAAGAGGGGCGAUUCACGUCGUCCAUCCAGGAUCAUCGAAGGCUGCAGGCAGUACUUUCUCACCGAGGACGAUCCUCUAGACACAGUAUUCGAGACGCCGCAGAAGGACAUUCACUACGUCGUGUACACCAAAGGCGACCCUGAUACUACGAUCCGGGCUGCCAAGACGCGCGUGGGGCACUGGGAUCCUCAGAACGAUAUAUGGGAGCAUGUUGUUGGUGAUAUCGAGUGGGGAGGGCUCGCGCGUGGAGACUACGUGAAGUCCGCGAUGUUUGAGCGAGGGAAUGGAUACAAGAUCAAGGCGGAGGACCUGCUCUUCGAGCACCCGGAGCUUAGCGAACGCGUGGCCACGUAUACUCCCGGGACACGCUUCUUCACCGUCGGUGGCGAGGACUUCAUGUGGAGAGUGGAGGGAAAGGGUCUGAAGGGGACGACCAGAAGUACAACGAUCACGCGCCGCGUUGGAACAGAAGAAGAGCGCGUGCUGCGCGUCUCUGUGCCACGCCCGGCAACAACCGAACUUAGGAUCACGCGUCGCGUUGGAGCAAAAGAACGCGCGUCUUGA